AUGACUGACAACGGCAAGGCAAUUGCCAGUGAAUUUAUGGCGAAGAACCCACCCGAGACGUUGGAUCCAACCACUAUCCCUCCCCUCUGGGGCUCAAUGGCGCCUGGAGGGUAUCGUACCCCUCCAUACACUCUGGGCUGGCGCAUCACUCCUCAUCAGUUGCAGGCAUUCUUAGACCCUGACUGCACGAAGCCGACCAUACCGGUGAAUAUCGAAAUUCGCUGCAUUACGCCACGUUGGCGGGCAUUCGGUUAUGGGAAGAAGUAUUGCGGCUUAAGGCCAACGGUCCGCACGAUACCAGCUUGGAGAGACGACGUGCGGGAGGAUGACCUAAUUGUCUACUUUUCGUCCAAUGCCUCGAAGAAAAAUCUUGAAGCAGUGCGGGGACCGAGACUCCAGGAAGUGACUGCUGCUGUUGCACAUACUCUCAACCUCCCCGACGACUUGGUUCCUGACCUGAAGUGGUAUGGUCAUUUCCGGAAGUCGGCAAAACAGAAUUGA
Messenger RNA from Pleurotus ostreatus (oyster mushroom), 501 nucleotides. RefSeq lists its product as uncharacterized. Bases 1 to 501 code for a protein of 166 amino acids. NCBI's taxonomy places the organism in Eukaryota, Fungi, Basidiomycota, Agaricomycetes, Agaricales, Pleurotaceae. The transcript is spliced from 3 exons. The record is from RefSeq and is a predicted model, not a curated record.